CCAGGUUACUAAGAGCCCUGUUAAUGUAAAAUAUUAAAGAAAAAAAAAUACCAUAACUCUCAUAAAUAUGUAAAUCAGCACUUUAUUUUCAUAACAUUUUGAAAUAGGAAAUGCAUAAAAAAAAAAAAGAGAAAACCAUUUUAGAAACAUUUUUUAUUAUUAUUCAAAUAAAAUGAAGUUAAAAUUGGUCCAAUGAGGAGAGCGAAGAGUGAGCCCCGCCCUAUGAUAGGAGCUGUGCGCGGGAGUGCGAGAGAGAACGCGCGAUGCGAGAGUGAGAAACAGCAGCUGCGACACGGUCCUGAAAAAAAGAAGAAAACAAAAAUUAGAAUAUAUAAUUGUGCAUUCGUGUUAAGAAAAAUAACAGAUUUUGAGGGAAGAGAUGUGAAUUGAACACCAUCAGCCGUUUAUCACUAUUGAUGCUGGUGCAAACUGUUACCAGGAGAGAGAAACUCGCAGAGGUUGGAGUGUCGCCUAUCUGAAACCUUCAUAUUUAGAAAAUAAGAUUUCUCUUGGUUGGGUUUUUUUUUUUUCUGUCCUUCUAUCUGUCUUCCUGCUAUCUUCUAUCUUCAAUCAUCUUUUGAGUCGGGUGCAGCACAUUUUCUGGAACCAGACGAUCGUUGAUGAAGACUUUGAACUUGAACUGUUCCUGCAUUGCACUAAAAAGAGCCUGUGAGCAGGAACUGGCGAGCCAUGCCCAAAUAAGGAUCGAACUACGUGAAUUGAGAGAUUGGUAGGAUUGUGCACACGCUUUCCUUCGUUUUUUUUCUGACUGAACUGUGUUGCUCAGAACUCAAUUGCGGAAGACGGAUCUCGUGUAAGCAGCACUGAACUAGAGCUAAAGUUUGGUGAAAACCCUAAUCCACAUUGGGACUGUUAUUGUAAGCAAGGUUGAUCCAUUGUUUUUUUCCUUCUCUCUAUUUUUACUCAUUCCACUGUGAAAUGAUUUGUUUUUUUGUUUUUUUUUUUAAUUUUGUUGUUUUGUUUUUCUGAAGAACAAGAGUGAAAAGGGUAAUUUGGAAGAAUUGUAUUUACAGUCAAAUUCAAAGUUAUUAUCUAUAUUAAAUAAGCCAAUUAGAACACAAAUAAAUAGGUGAAAUAUACAUUUUUAUACUAUUUUAUGUAUCUAUAUUCCAUAUUAGUUUAAAUAGUCAAAAAAUAAAUAGACAAACAAUAAAAUAGAAGAAUAAAUAAAUAGAAAAAUAGACAUUUAAAUAUAUAAGGGUUAUAAGAAGGAUACAUUUACUAUUUCAUUCUUUUAAUUUAUUUUAUUCUCUAUUACCCCUUUUUUUGGGUUACAAUAUUCUGUUAUUUUUAUUUAUUUAAUCAUUUUGUUUGUUGAUUUUGAUGAUGUAUUGAAACUCUGACUAUUAUUAUUAUUAUUAUUAUAUAUAUAUUUUUUCCCUUUUAUUAUUGCAUUCCCUUUAAUACACUUUACCUGUUUCUAAUGCAGCCAGUGUUGUUGUCAUUUCCUUCUACCCUUGUUGCUGACACAGUCUCUUGAGCGAAUCUGAUCUUCUGGUCGCUGGUCCAAAUUUAGAAACGGUGUACUCCUUCUCCGCUCAUUUCCGUUAUUUACUAAUUGAGAGGGAGGGUUGCACUUGCGCCGCGGCAGGCGCUACAGAAAGUUGGCGAGCCAGCCAGGAGACUGUUGCUUAGCAACAAGGACAAUAGUAGGAAAGGCAGAAAACGAGAACAUUUAUUACGAAAAAAAGUGCUGACUUUAUAAUGGAAAUCAUAGAGAGAGAAAACGUGAACGUGGAAAGUGCAGUCAUAGUCAAAGGCCUCACGUUAACUGAGACAGAUAGCGAGCUAGAGACGUUCUUGCAAAAGUAUGGGUCAAUUAGACGUAAUUUGAUAAUCGAUGACCAAACUUCUGAGUUCCAUCACCAUGGUAUUGUGGAAUAUGCUCACAGCACUUCCAUGUUGAACUUAACACCAUUGUUACCCUUAACCCUGGGAAGUCUCUCGAACCCGAGUGUUACAUUUCAAGUACGAGCUCUGGCUAGCGUCUGUAAGCAGACAGCUAGUGGUACAGUCACUGAAGAGUAUCUUGAAACGUUGAAGGCCCUUGCUAGGGGAAGUGGGAAACCUUUCUUAGAUGUGCUUCAGGGGGAGUUGGAAAAGCUUCAGGAAGCCCACUCCGCUAACCGUACUCCAGUAAGCGCACAGAAUGCAAGCUUUGAUUCUCAGAGUGUGGAAGCAAUCGUUCCAGAACCUGUGUGUUGUUCUCCGAUGCCCUUGUCUACCUCUGCUGAAACAUUAGAAAUGCGAACCCCAGAAUCAAAAGACCCAACCAAGAGACGGGAGACCCCUAUGGCCUUCCCAAAUCCAGAAAAUGUUGAUUGUGUUACCGUGACUACUAACCCUACUUUUCCUGCGAGCAUUGCUGACCCACCGGGUAUUCAAAGAAUGGUAGUAGAGCACAUAGUGAAGACUGCUGAUGCCACAAUGGCACAACAGGCCUCAGUUCGACUUAGGGUUUUCUCAGGGAGGAGCCCGCGCCCUCCGAACGAGCCCGAUUUUGAUACUUGGCGAGCAAGUGUAGAUCUCCUGUUAAGUGACCCGUCGGUUUCAGACUUACAUAGAGCGCGGAGGAUCUUAGAUAGCUUGUUGCCUCCAGCCGCAGACGUGGUGAAGCACGUGCGACCUCCAGCUUUGCCAGCAGUAUAUCUUGAGCUGCUGGAGUCAGUCUAUGGUUCUGUGGAGGAUGGUGAUGAACUGUUAGCCAAGUUCAUGGGCACCUUACAGAAUCAGGGAGAAAAGUCAUCAGAUUUUUUGCAUCGGUUACAAGUUAUUUUGAGUACAACGAUUAGGAGGGGAGGCAUUGCGGAGAGAGAUCACGAUCGUUGCCUCUUGAAACAGUUCAUGAGAGGGUGCUGGGACAAUGGUCUCAUAGCCAGCCUUCAGUUAGGAAGGAGGGAAGUUCACCCACCCACCUUUGCUGAGUUGGUUGUAUUAAUCCGAACAGAGGAGGGUAAGCAUGCCUCCAAAGAAGAGCGGAUGAGAAAUUAUCUUGGGCUGUCAAAAGCUCCUAAUACCUACCCGAGACCACGAGCUGCCACUCAGCAAGUAUCAGCUUAUUCCCAUGAAACACCAAAUUCUGGUGCUUCUGAAACGGACCUCAUAAAGAAACAACUUGCAGAGGUCCAGGCUCAACUUGCUUAUUUAGGUCAAACAACCGGCCAUAAGCAGCCGAGUGGGUCUUCUGAGAAGAUGGAGCUGAGCACUUUGAGGAGGGUAGUGGAAGAUUUGCGCAGUCAGGUAACCACUAUUAAAGCAUCCAUGGCCCAAGAAGUAAGGCGCGAAAAUUCAGAUGACUCUGAAAUCGUUAAGCUGCGACAACAAGUUGCUGAACUGCAGGCUCAGAAUAUUACUCAAAAGAGUUAUAGAGACUACUCCCGUGAGAAUGCUAGUCCUCGAGCUUUCCCGACUCAUAAUUCGUUUGAGACAGACAUUGGUAGAAGUGCCAGAAGGUUCCAACCAAUGACCAAUCGGCCUCGCCCUGGAUAUUGUUUCAGAUGCGGCGAAGAUGGGCAUUUAGCCGUUGCUUGUGAUAAAGCUGCGAACCCUGCAAGGGUUGAGGAAAAGAGGCGUAAGUUGAGGGAGCAGCAGGCUCAUUGGGACUCGCUGCAUGAUCAUUCCCCUUCGCCUUUAAACUAAGAGAAGUCUCUGUAGCAGGGCAUACAGAGGCGAGUUG
This is a messenger RNA of Carassius auratus (goldfish), 3697 nucleotides long. RefSeq lists its product as uncharacterized. Gene Ontology annotation, molecular function: zinc ion binding; RNA binding. NCBI's taxonomy places the organism in Eukaryota, Metazoa, Chordata, Actinopteri, Cypriniformes, Cyprinidae. The record is from RefSeq and is a predicted model, not a curated record. The transcript has 2 exons. The coding region runs from base 1726 to 3660 and encodes 644 amino acids.